Messenger RNA from Serendipita indica DSM 11827, 1074 nucleotides. The record is from the annotation of a GenBank genome assembly. NCBI's taxonomy places the organism in Eukaryota, Fungi, Basidiomycota, Agaricomycetes, Sebacinales, Serendipitaceae.
AUGUGCUUCAAACCCACUCCCCAUCCGAGUUCAGUGUCACCAGUUCGCAUGCCGAGUUCAUCUUCAACAGUGGUGAUCGCCGGCGGUGUUCUUUCGAGCACGGACACAGUUCUUUCUGCCAUCUUCAUCCCAAUCUUUUUCCUCAUCGGCCUCUUCUUCCAUUUUCGCAUCUUUCGUGCGUAUCAGAAAAAGUUCAUCUGGAGCGGCCUCUGUUUCAGCUACUGCAUGGCAAGGAUCGUCGCUCUGGCCUUGCGUAUUGCCAUUAAUCCGACAAGCAAAUCCCUGAAUAUCGUUGCACAGAUUCUGGUAGCUGCAGGCGUGGCACUCCUGUUUGUUGUCAACUUGCAAAUGUCCCGACGAUUCUUUGGUCAACUUCACCCUCACCACGCUGUGAUAGUCGAACGCUUGAUAACAGGGAGCGUUAUUGCAAUACUCCCUACUCUAGUGAUGGUAAUCACCACAGUCAUCCAAUCCUACCUUACACACGACCGUCACAUCCUGUCUAUCGACCGUACAAUCCGCCUGGUCGUGUCCUGUAUUUUUACCAUCCUUCCCUUCAUUCCCAUCCCUGUUGUCUGCAUCGUCCUGGGAUUGAAGAUGGCAUCACCAGGAGGCCUCAAUGGUCCUAACACAACCAUCUCCGAUGAAGAGUCGCCGACGAACAAACCCAAUGAUCUCGAAGGGUUUGAAUUGGCCAAUUCGAGUGGCAUGCUUAGUGUCGAUAACGAUACACUUGCCGACUCGGCCACAGUCGGAGAGAAGAAGGAUAGCCCCGCGCAGGUGACUAUGCGCCAACGCGGAGAGCCAGAGACCGGUUUUGGCCCGGUUCCGGCAUCGCGCAAGGCGAUUCUCGAAACGGCUGCGGUCAUCGUCAUCCCGGCAAUUCUCCUUACGUUUGAGCAAGGCGUUCGAACUGCGCAAGCCUUCUAUGUUCAUCAGCCUGGUCAAGCUAUACCAUGGCACAUGACCAAGGCCGCUUUCUGGAUAUGCAUCUUCGGUUUGGAAGUAGUUUCGGUGCUCAUCUUUGGACUCGCUCAACUACCGCAGAGGUUUAGCCAUUUGCGGAUUCUUUAG